Molecule: messenger RNA, 842 nt
Organism: Terrapene triunguis (Three-toed box turtle)
Lineage: Eukaryota; Metazoa; Chordata; Testudines; Emydidae
Product: transducin-like enhancer protein 2
Exons: 3
Biological process (GO): negative regulation of canonical Wnt signaling pathway; regulation of DNA-templated transcription
Cellular component (GO): transcription regulator complex; nucleus
Molecular function (GO): protein binding; transcription corepressor activity
Source: RefSeq, a predicted model, not a curated record
AUGGAGAGCAGCAACGUGGAGAUCCUGCACGUGGCCAAGCCGGAGAAAUACCAGCUCCACCUCCACGAGAGCUGCGUCCUCUCCCUCAAAUUCGCCUCCUGCGGUAAAUGGUUCGUGAGCACAGGGAAGGACAACCUGCUGAACGCCUGGAGGACGCCCUACGGAGCCAGCAUCUUCCAGUCCAAAGAGUCCUCGUCGGUGCUAAGCUGCGACAUCUCGAUCAACGACAAGUUCAUCGUCACGGGCUCUGGCGACAAGAAAGCCACCGUCUACGAAGUGGUGUACUGAAGGGUGUGCGCGGGGGCGGCCGGGACCGAGCUGUACCAUGACCAAAACCCCAGCGCCACCCGGGGCAGCCUUUCCAACCACCCGCUGCGGCCUCCGAAGGCGGCGUGCGCCGGGAGUGGGGCCCCUCCCCACCGCGUCAGCUGCAGAGCGGCCCGAGAGCCUCGCGCGGUCAUUCCCGGCUCGGAGGUGGGCCCUGUCAGUGCUUCCUCAGGCUGUGCGCGCAAACAGGUGCAGGCGGAUGGAGACACGAGACGCCUCGCUUCCUUUCUGCAUCUUCCACGCUUCCUCCCAGGGGCAGAUGUGGGGGAGUAAGGACUAGCCGGGAUCUGACCGGAGAGGCCGGGCCUGAGCGGCUUCCCAGCUCGGGGCCUAGCAAUGGCCGGCUCCCAAGGCACGGAGGGGAGUGGCUACAGGCGCAAGCGAUGCUGUUCUCACUCAGCGAGCGAAGGGGCUGGGGCCUGCCACUUCUCCCACAUCAUUGCUACUGAUUUAAUGAUGCCAAUUUUCUGUUGAGAAAACAGCUGUAAUUUCUCCUUGGUAAAUAAAUGUAUUUA